UGAAAAUACGGCCCAUAAGAUAGCCCACCAGGCCAAGUGACGAGCUAAGCCCACAACAAAAUUCACACAUCAAAGCGCGAUUUUCGCACCGCAAACCGCAGCUCAAAACGCAGCAGAGGAAGACGAACGAAAAAACGGACGAUGCCUGAAGAGAAGCAACCGGCGAUGACGAAAUGCGAUCGGCUGCAAAGCGCGUUGAUGGAUUGCCACAGGCGGAUUGGGCCGGGUCUGGCUCGCGAGGCGGCGUGCCGGCACUUGAACCGGGGUCUGGCGGAGUGCCUGGUGUCCGUGGCGUGCCCGGAGGAGUGGGAAGCGGUUCGGAGCCUGUGCGGUAGUGGAGGAACGAGUCUGAAGCGGUCGCAGUGCCAAGAGGCUCAGCUCUCGCUCUCAGUCUGCCUCUCCUCUCACCAACACCAACUCAACAACCCAAAUGCAGAAUAGAAGAUAUAUAUUUUUUUUUUUACUUUUUAUUUUGUGAUUGGUUCAUUGGAUUAAGCUCACACAGUAUAUCAAAGUUUGUGUUAAUACAACGUUUUGAAUAAACAAGGUUACAAGUAAAUGUUAAUUGCCUUGUAAUAAUCAAGUGGUUAAAUGAAUUUC
This is a messenger RNA of Prunus dulcis (almond), 600 nucleotides long. RefSeq lists its product as uncharacterized. NCBI's taxonomy places the organism in Eukaryota, Viridiplantae, Streptophyta, Magnoliopsida, Rosales, Rosaceae. The record is from RefSeq and is a predicted model, not a curated record. The transcript has a single exon. The coding region runs from base 142 to 441 and encodes 99 amino acids.